This is a messenger RNA of Bombus pascuorum, 1867 nucleotides long. It is a transcript of the gene Cyp304a1, whose product is annotated as probable cytochrome P450 304a1. The coding region runs from base 16 to 1548 and encodes 510 amino acids. The record is from RefSeq and is a predicted model, not a curated record. The transcript has 7 exons. Gene Ontology annotation, molecular function: monooxygenase activity; oxidoreductase activity, acting on paired donors, with incorporation or reduction of molecular oxygen; iron ion binding. NCBI's taxonomy places the organism in Eukaryota, Metazoa, Arthropoda, Insecta, Hymenoptera, Apidae.
AUUGAUGAUCAUUCUAUGUUCAGAAUUGAAGAAAGAAUGUCUCCACUUCUUGUUAUAAUACUAGUUUUAUUAGUAGGAUAUAAAAUCUACAAAAGUAUAAGUACACUAACAAAUACACCACCAAGCAUUUCGCGAUUGCCAAUAGUAGGAUCUUAUUGGUAUUUAUUAUGGUAUGAUUACAAAUAUCCUUUUAAAGCUGUGACGUAUUAUGCAAAUAAGUUGAAAUCUAAAGUCUUGACAUGCCACUUUGGUGGUAUUGUGACUGUAGUUGCGAACGAUUAUAACAGUAUUAAAGAAGUACUAACGAAAGAUGAUUUUGACGGAAGAGCGGGCACUUUAGACGUUCUCUUAGCAAGAUCCUUUGGAGAAUCAUUAGGUAUCUUUUUCGUCGAAGGUUUAUUUUGGCAAGAACAAAGAAGAUUUGUUUUUCGACAUAUGAGAGAUUUUGGAUUUGGUAGAAGACAUGAAAAAUUUGAAACGAUCGCAAUGGAAGAAAUUACAAUUCUCAUUGACAUGCUGAAAGAAGGUUCCAUUAACGACAAAGAAAAGACAAUCUUAAGAAGUGGUUCCGCGCGAUUUCCGGAUAUUCUGUAUCCAUAUGUUGCGAAUACUAUAUGGUAUAUAAUGUUUGGCGAAACAUUCGAUCGUUCAGAAUAUCAUAAACUGAGAUAUUUUUGUGAAUCUGCAAUGAUGUUUCAAAGAGCAUCUGACACUACUGGAGGAGCUCUUUUUCAAUUUUGGUUCUUAAAGUAUUUUGGAAAUAUGUUUGGAUAUAAAAAUAUAAUGCUAGGAAAUUAUCGUAUGGUAGAUUUCAUUAUGGAACACUUAGACAAGAGAAAAUACUCAGAUAAUGAGGACGAUAAAGGUUUAGUAGACCGAUAUUUAAAGGUUUUAAACGGAAACACUAAAGGAAAAUCAUUCUCCGAGAAACAACUAAUUAUGAUGCUUGUGGAUAUCAUGUUUCCAGCUUUAUCUGCGGUGCCAAGUGCUCUUCUACACACAAUCAAGCUUAUAAUGCAUCAUCCAGAAGUAAUAAAAAAUAUAAGAGAUGAAAUAGAUAAAGUGGUUGGAACUGGAAGACUCGUUACGUGGCAAGACAGGAAGAAUUUACCAUAUAUCGAAGCGACAAUACGGGAAUCGCUCAGAUACGAAACACUGACACCAUUCGGCGUAUUCCAUAAAGCGUUAAAGAGAACUACUCUUUCUGGUUUUGAUGUUGCCAAGGAUACAAUAGUAAUUACCAAUUUAUACGGAUUAAAUACAGACGUCGAUUUAUGGGGUGAUCCCCAUAAUUUUAGACCUGAAAGAUUUCUCACAGAAGAUGGUAAACUGCGUAAAGAUCUCACAUUUUCUUUUGGAUUUGGGCAUCGUGUGUGUAUGGGUGAAACUUUUACGAGAUAUAAUAUGUUUGAGAUAAUCGCCGUAUUAAUGCAAAACUUCAACUUUUCGUUUAUAGAGGGUGAACCAAAUAGUCUCAAAGAUAAAAUGCCAGGUUUAAUUGUUAGUCCAAAAGAAAUGUGGAUUGGAGUGAAACCACGUUAUACCUAACUAUUUCUAUAUAAUUUUUCAAUCAAAUAUUUUUAUUAACAUAUAACACAGUAACAAUAUAUUUAACCUUACUGAAACAAUUUUUAUUCUAAUUUGAAGUGAUAAAAGCUACGAAACUGUAAGGAUUAAAAAUAGAAAAUCAUAUAUAAUUUGUGUACUAUAAAUUUAUUUCAUAAUCUGAGAUAGUCAGAGACAAAAGUUACAUUGCAUUGAAUAAACGUAAUUAAUAUACAAAGAUUUUCAUACGAGUUGACUACAAACAAGUUUCAUUGAUGGUCGGUUAUACUAUGUUAAGUGGUCUAUAAAAUUGUCAAUAUUU